AGAGGGCAUCAUCACAACACCGACACUCAGCUUCCUCUGCACGGAUAUCUCCAGAGAGGACAGCGGGGAGUCUAGAGGUUAAAUAUUAAUAAUACACAAAGCAGCGGCGAGACAUAAAAGCAGCCUCCAUCCUCCAGGAUCUCCAGGUGCCUGCCCGGUGCCCCACACAGCAGCAGCAGCAGCAGCGGGGAGGGGAGGUAGAGGAGGCCGACAGGAGGAGCACCAUGGAGGGGAUGCAGGCGUACGGAGCCGGGAAAGCUGGAGGAGCCUUCGACCCGGUCACCUUCUUCCAGCAGCCGCAGACCAUCCUCCGCAUCGUGUCCUGGGUCUUCUCCAUCGUGAUCUUCGGAUGCAUCGCCAACGAGGGCUACAUCAACCGCCCCAACGAGGUGGAGGAGUUCUGCAUCUUCAACCGGAACCAGAACGCCUGCAACUACGGCGUCUUCAUGGGCUCCAUGGCCUUCCUCUGCUGCUUGGCCUUCCUGGCUCUGGACGUCUACUUCCCCCAGAUCAGCAGCGUCAAGGACCGCAAGAAGGCCGUGCUGGCUGACGUCGGGCUGUCAGCGUUCUGGUCCUUCAUGUGGUUCGUGGGUUUCUGUUUCUUGGCCAAUCAGUGGCAGGUGAGCAAUCACGACGACAACCCUCUGAGGGAGGGGGGGGACGCCGCCCGGGCCGCCAUCACCUUCUCCUUCUUCUCCAUCUUCACCUGGGCGGGUCAGUCCUUCCUGGGCUACCAGAGGUACAAACUGGGGGCCGACUCCGCCCUCUUCUCCCAGGAAUACACGGACCCCAGCCAGGAUGCAGCCGGAGGCCCUUACACCUCCUUCGGGGGGGAGGACCUGGAGAGCCCCGUUGGAGGUGGGGGGGGGCCCGGCCAACAGCGAAGGGGCCUUUGACGGCAGCGGGGGGUACCAGCGUCAGGACUACUGAGGGAGAUAUAGUGAGGCGGGGUCUGGUGAAGUUACCCACAGUUCCUAACUCAGAAUCCAAAUGAAACGGCUCUUAAAAUAGACGGUAAAAAAACUCUCAAAUGUACAAAAACAAUGAGAAAUCUAAAAUGGUAAAGGAUACACACAUUGCUAACAACCAGUAGCAAGUAGUCACAUGACCGUAGCAUGGGGAGAUUUUUAAACACGGGUUGAAACACAGAAAAUGCUACUGGGCCAGAUCCGAACCCUGGUCCUUCCAAAGCCCAGUACACGGGCCAGCAGCUCUACCAACUGAUCUAUACAAGCCUUGAAUGUGGUGGUGUUGUGUCUCGAAGCAACAAGUAUGCAUUUAACUGGGCCAGACGUUUGUGGAUUUCACACCUUUGACAUGUCAGUGAUGUCAUAGGAGUCUGAAGGAUCUCUGAGGCAGAAACUGCAGGUCACUUUCCAGAUUUCAGGAGAGAAAAUAUGUGGGAAGAAUUGUGAGGCUUGCAGACAGACAGGUCAAUGCUGGUGACCACAUUGCCUUCAUCCUCCAGCAAAACGACUGCGAUCAGUGUUACACACACACACACACACACACACACACACACACACACACACACACAUUUUAGCACAGGUUUUCUCUGCAGAUUAAACUCCUUAAAGGUGCAUUACAGGAUCUCAAACAGUGGCAUAUCUGGCAACUAAUUCCCUCACCUGUAAAACGAGAGAGUGUGUGUGUGUCAUUUUUUUAACGUGUGGAUAUUAAAACGUGUGUGUUUUUGUCCUCUUGUUCCCCUGAAUAAUUUCUCGAUUGUUGCCUUAGUGCAGACUGCCAAGCAAAAUCCAAGGAUCACAGACGACAGAUUCCCAACGUGCACAGAAGUGGUUUUCCAUUCAGUCCUUAAGCACAUAACAAAAGCAGAACAGCAGAAGCAUCUCCAGAAACACACACAGGAAACAUAACACUUAUUUAUCCACUUUCUGCAAAUCUACACACGAUGCAAACAUCCCGAGUAUUUAUGAACAUGCAUUGCUCCAUUUUCUUAAAGAAUAAAGUAUAGCUAUCUCUAUAAAUACAUGUAAAUCUAUAAUUCUGCAUAUUUAGAGUGUUUGUAAAUGCUUCAUUUUAGGGCAUUAUGUUCUGUAUAAAAAGGUUCAAUCAAAAGACAAAAGAAAUGCGUUUUAUUGUGAUAAGCUUUCAGGGUCAGGAGAUGCUUUUAUUUUGAAAUAAUAAAAUGUGACCAAAUUACAGAAGUAUAUAUACACACAUAUGUACUUCAUACCGUACGACCGUGUAGACGUAGAGAUGUGUGACGCUCCUUUUGUGAAGUCCAUUUAAGGUUAGAUUAAGACACAGAUUGUGUACAAAUGUAUGUUUUGUUGUGAUUUCAACCAAUAAAAAUAAAGGAAAUACUGAUAAAGAAA
Molecule: messenger RNA, 2339 nt
Organism: Eleginops maclovinus (Patagonian blennie)
Lineage: Eukaryota; Metazoa; Chordata; Actinopteri; Perciformes; Eleginopidae
Product: synaptogyrin-1-like
Exons: 4
Coding region: 225-896 (223 amino acids)
Cellular component (GO): synaptic vesicle membrane; neuromuscular junction
Source: RefSeq, a predicted model, not a curated record